Molecule: messenger RNA, 3459 nt
Organism: Symsagittifera roscoffensis
Lineage: Eukaryota; Metazoa; Xenacoelomorpha; Acoela; Convolutidae
Product: innexin unc-9-like
Exons: 12
Coding region: 1322-3016 (564 amino acids)
Cellular component (GO): gap junction; plasma membrane
Molecular function (GO): gap junction channel activity
Source: RefSeq, a predicted model, not a curated record
UAGAGAAUAUAUUGGACUUAAGUUGAGCUCAACUUUUUUUUCCAAAUGAAUUUUACUUAAAUUAUUCUCCUAAGAAGGUAAAAAAAAUGGUAGAAAUGGUGGAAAGUCGACUUCAUUUUGCUUAAUUAUGUUCGCCCUCAAGUGCGUACAAUGCGAUUAUAAAGGUAGAUUGGUAACUUUUGUGAAGAUAUUACAAGUGACAAGUCGAUAAAAAUAAGCAGGGCUCUAAAAGUUAUCUGUCGCUUCGAAUUCUCAGGAGGUUAAAGCAUCUUUAUCUAGACCCCCCGUUGCCAAAAUCAGAUCUCUGGCUAAAUGGGCUGGGCUGGAAUUUAAAGUUAAAUGCUUUUGGGUGAUUUACCCCACCCUUGUUUCACUAAUGUAUUUCCAAAGGCCGAAGAAAAAGAAAGGAGCCUUUGGAAUUGUUCACUUUUAAUGGGAUUAAUGCACUUUUUAUGCCAAAUUACAGUUCAAUCAAACUCAAAUUUUACCACCAGUUUCCAACUUUUCCCAGAUUUCGUUCAGAUUUUUCGCCCGAUUUGUGUAAAAGAAGGUGGGCUAAUAUUUCACUUGCAGCUGUCCAUUUAAUGGUCAUUUUAUGUCGCUUAUGGCCAUUUUUAGGACAUAAUGCACGCCCUAAAUGGGUCAUUUGAGCCCUGGGUAUCGAUUCGAAACUUCUGUAUUUGAUUUUUUUUGUCUACAUUGUCCGUUUAUUUGUGUGACCGAUCAAUUCAUUUGCUCAACUUCUUUUUUUGUUGAAUUUUCCUUUCAAGAAUUUCCUACCAAUUUCCGUCCUUUUUCAUUGGAAAAUUAAGUGCAGUCAAAACAACAGAGAAUUGACAUUUCUUCUUCAACUGGCGAACUAAUAAUGAUGAAAAUUCUUGAUUCAACAACAUUAUUCGGCUUUUCUCAGAACAAACCGAUUCUGAAGCGCCAGCUGAAGGUGCGCUGACCAACAUGCGACGACGGAAACAACGUCGGAAAGAUCCACAAUUAUUCUAGACGAACCUAGAAUCUUCUAAAAGGAAUUCAAACUUCAUCAAACCACUGCCUUAUCUUCACAUUCGAUACAGAACUGAACUGCAAAAUAUCCCUGUUUUUGGCUGUUUCCGACCAUAAAUAGAAAUCCACGCAAUUUGCAGCCAAGAAUUCCAAACAUUUUUGAACUUUGCAAGCAGAAUUAUAGUUACUCCAAACCAUCUAACAGAUUUUUUUUUUCAAUUAUAGAGAUACUAUUUAUUAUUAAUGGUAUACUAACUGUAACCAGUAGUAAUCGAGGCACUGUGUAAUAUAACUAGUUACUUAACUAGAUCUAUUUAUAAGCAUGGUGUUGGGUGAGAUUACGAGUCUGAUCAAGCAGGGGGGCUCUACUCGGUCCACAGACUUGGUGGACAAAUUGAAUUUCACCGUGACUCCCUUUCUCUUCAUACUUUUCGCAACCUUCACCACUAUGAGGAUGUUUGUGGGGGAUACUAUCAAAUGUUGGACUGAAAACGACUUCACACUGCAGAAGAACCAGUACACGGACAACAUGUGCUGGGUGUCGAAUACCUACUAUCUGCCCUACAACUCCCUCCCCUCCCACGGGAAGAUGGAGGGCACAGAUGAAGAAAUAGUCUACUACCAGUGGACUGCCAUCAUCCUCAUCAGUCUCGCUGUGGCCUGGUAUCUCGUCGCUCUAGUCUGGAGAUUCUUCAUUUCCAGACACAUGGACCUCGAGACCAUACUCAAAUACGCAGAGUCCACUCGUAUCAACAUCGACCCAGCCACCAGACACAAAUUCGUGAACGACACUCUCUCGAAGCACUUCAAGAUCUACAUCCAACGGAACCGCAACUCCUACAAAAUCAGUCUGGCUUACAUGGCUGUCAAAAUAACAUGCAUGAUACUGCCAGUGCUGCAGAUCACUUUUCUAUCCACACUUUUCGGAGAGGGAUACGUGUGGUAUGGAAUCGAUAUCAUUCAGAGGGCGCUCAACUGGGACUUGGCCGAGAUAAAGCCGGUUCGAUUCCCGGUCGUGGCCUGGUGCGACUUUUUCAGACUUGUGCCUGGAAACAUCCAGAGAUACACAAUCCACUGUGUGCUGGCGGCGAACCUGUUCAACCGAGCCAUCUUCGGCAUCGUGUGGUUCUGGCUCAUGUUCACGUUCCUGGUCACUUUCAUCAACUGGCUCAUCUGGAUCUUCCGGCUGUUCGCCAAGUUCUUCACCAGAAGAUACGCCAACACCAGACAGAACUACCUGAGGGAACUGCUCAUCAUCGCCAAUGACGUUAGAGAAGGCGAAGAAGGGAGAAUCUAUGAUGAAGUAGACGACGUGGCAAUCAAUCAGAAGUGGCGUCAGGAACAGCGCCUGUACCAGUUCUCCAAGUACCUCGGUUGUGACGUCAACCUCAUCCUGCGACUCAUAGGCAGUAACACCUCGACUGUGGUGGCGUGUGAACUGGUCUCCGUCCUCUACCAUCAGUUCUUCUCUCCCCCCAACACCCCCGAGCAGACUAAGAAGUCCAAGCGGGACGGGGCAGCCAAAGACAAAGAGGAGGACUCUAUACCGAGUCUUCCUUCGCUCUAUUAUAAACUGGACAUGGGUGAGCGCAGCGCCAGCGGCUAUAGCCGCGCGGGAACGGCCGCCGCUCUCACUCUAGCCGCCCGGCGGAGGAUAGAGAGGAAGAAGGGAGGCGGUAACGGUGAUUCUGAUGAAAGCGGCAGUGGCAGCGACGACGACGAUGACGACGAUGGCGACGACGAUGACGACGAUUCGGGCGACGACGACGAAGCCAACAACGAAAUGGACGACCGAAAAAACAGGAUUGUAACGCUAGAUGACAACGAGGCUGACUCGGGCGACAACGACGAAAUUGACGAGACUAUGCUGGACGCGAUCAUGAUGGAGGAGGCGGCCAUGAUGGAGGGGGCUGAGGAGGACGGGGACGAGGGGGGAGACGACGACGGGGAUGACGACGGGGAGGAGGAGGAGGAAGAAGAAGAGGAAGAGGAGGAGGAAGAGGAGGAGGAAGAAUAGACAUCGAAGCACUCUUCUGGAAACCCAAUUGUUAUCAGCGCAAAAGAAAUGCAACAAAAAUAGCAAAAGCUUCGGAUUCUGACUUGCAGAUCUAUACUCAAACCCGACAAAUCGGACCUCAACUUACGACAACAGCAUUUGCUGCUGUUUUCAUCAGAAUCAUCGUUAUCCAAUCAAAUUCUUCUUCCUCUCUUUCUCUCUCCUCGCGACACCCGUUCGUGGCUCGAUAGUUCCUUCACACCUCGUUCACACUUAUGAAUGGGUACUUCUAACCAUAUCACCACUCUUUUACUAUACCACUACUUUGGCCUUAAGCUGUGCCAAUUUGUCCACCGUUAAAUCGUCGAACAGUGUCGUCAAAGAUAUAAGUUAAACUCGGUCGUUCGUAAAUUGCAUUCGCCAUAUGUCGCUAUAGAUAGCUAGCUGAUCCAUGUAUAAUCAAA